UUUUAUUUUCGCACGAGGCAGCGCGCUCCAUCUACUGCGUAGGAAUUUGAUCAGUUCUAUUUCUCCAUUUAAGGGGGAUUUCGCACUGCAACAGAGCAGUUGACGCCAUAUCUGCUACUGUUAUUUUAUCGAUAAAUUGCGUAGAUACACAGUUUUAUAUGACGUCUUUAUUUUGUUUGAUCGAACACUUAGGACGUGGAAAUCCAGCUCAUUAUCAGGAAGAGUCAUUUGGUUCAUCUAGUUCGACGAUAAUAGACUUACAAAGGUUUAUGCAUUGCCGAAAGCAGUGGAAUAACAAUCGGCAAGCAGUAAGGGUGCUUUGUAACCAUCAAAAAUUACGGCCUUUCAGAUCGUGACUUUUCAUCUCCUCAGCCUCAUCUCCCAGCAAUCUGUUCUUAACAGCAGGCAGGGAACCUGGCAGGCCAGUUUCUUGCAACUUUCUCUCCACCCACAUUUGCAACAGCUCUCUGAUCCCUCCACUUAUUAAUUUCAGCAUUCAAUCAUGAGUAACGUUAAUGUCAAUCGUAGUCUUUCGGACCAAUUUUACCGCUAUAAAAUGCCAAAGCUCCUUGCCAAGGUUGAAGGGAAGGGAAAUGGCAUCAAAACUGUAGUGGUAAAUAUGGUUGAAGUAGCUAAAGCUUUGAAUAGACCUCCUACUUAUCCCACAAAAUAUUUUGGAUGUGAACUUGGAGCACAAACUCAAUUUGAUUUGAAAAAUGAGCGUUAUAUUGUUAAUGGCUCUCAUGAUGCCGCAAAGCUUCAGGAUCUCUUGGAUGGUUUUAUAAAGCGUUAUGUUUUGUGUCCUUCAUGCGACAACCCUGAAACUGUACUUACUGUCCUCCCUAAAAAAGGUGUUAUCAACACAAAGUGUAUUGCAUGUGGCUAUAGUGGUCAGCUUGAUUCAACCCAUAAAUUAACUACGUUCAUAUUGAAAAAUCCACCUGGACAAGAUCCUACCAAGACAUCAACUUCUACUACAAAGAAGAGCAAAAAGAAAGGUAAGGAUGAAAAAACACCCAAGAAGCAGCAGAAUGGCGAUGAUAGUGGAUCACACAGCCCACAACAUGAUUCUGAUGAUUUGGAAAAUGGAUCACCUGAAAAGGACGAUGAUGACUGGUGUGACGAUACAGAUGCUGAAGCCGUUGCUAGAAGAAUGGAGAGUUUAACAUCUGGAGCCAAAGGUCUAAUGCUCAACGAUGACUUGGAAAAAUCCCCCCAAGAAAGACUUGAUUUAUUCUAUGAAUUUAUUAAGAAACACAAAGAAACUGGGAAUAUAGAGAACCUGCAUAAAGAGGUGGUUGGUGAGGCUGAGAGACUUGAUAUUAAAGAUAAGGCUGUGCUGGUCUUAUGUGAGUUGUUACUUGGGGAGAAUAUUCUUCAAGAAGUUAAAACUCAUCGACUUUUGUUUUUGAGAUUCACUGCUGGGAAUCACAAAGCCCAGAAAUAUCUUUUGGGUGGCUUGGAGCAAGUAAUCAAACUGCACAAAGAUGCUCUGAUCAACAAAGUUCCGCACAUCUUGAAAGCAUUUUAUGAUACCGACAUCUUGGAGGAAGAGGUUUUGAUUGAUUGGUCGCAAAAGGUGUCUAAAAAAUAUGUAAGCAAGGAAGUGGCCCAAGAAAUACAUGACAAAGCCAAACCUUUCAUCAAAUGGCUCCAGGAAGCUGAGGAGGAAGAAUCUAGCGAUGGUGAUGAAGAGGAGGAGGAAGAAGUUGAAGUUGUAUAUUCAGAUCGUCACAUCAGUACAUCCAUCAGUGUUGAGAAGGAAACGCCAAAACCUGCGAAACCUGCAGCCCCCGUUGAUAAUGAUGAUGAUGACUUGGACAUAGAUGCCAUAUAAUCUCUUUGCUAAUUACAUGUCAUAGCACAUACUUUUGAAUUUGUGAUAUUCUUUCUCUGUUAAAUUGUAUCAUACUUGGUGUACUAUCUGCAUAAAAUAUGCUUUUUUCUCUUAAAUGUUUUAAAACUUUGUGAGUAGUUUUUGAACUUUUGUUUGAUUUUUUCUUGUUGAGGGUCUUGUUCUUUUGAAGAAUCAGAACAUGGCAACAUGCAUUGAUUCUUUAUUUUAGGAUGAAGUAUUUAGUCAUUUUUUCAUUGUAUUUUGUAAAGGUGUAAAAAGGAGCUUAAAUAAAAUGAAGUUUGCAUUAGUAAUAUUGUAUUUAAUUGGCUGCUUUAUUAGUGUUCAUUAAUAAAAUUAUUGUAAUAUUUUGAAGGCUACAUUUUGCUUGUCAUGGAAUCUAAUGAAUUAAAAUAGCUUACUUUGUUCAAUCAUUUUAGUGUGCAGUAGUAUGAUUUUUAUUGUGGGGAACUGUAUCUGCUGAGAAAGGGGGGUCUUCAUAAUUUUCAAACAAUCUCAAGUCAAAAUUGCCCAGACCUAAAUUUGAUGGAUUGUAGUUUGUCAAAUGUGAGAGAAAAAUAAACUAGAUACAUUGUAAAGAAUAUUGUAUUUUUGAAACUACUUAUGAUAAAAAUACUUGCAAAAUGUGAAUUUUCAAUUAUUUUAGUGUAAAAGUGUAUUUUAAGGAAUUUCAAUUUUAAUGCUUUUUAUGAGUAAAGUGUUUGUAGGGCUUACUUAAAGAUGCUCAUACAUAAUGAAAAUAUUGCAAGACUCGGAUAAUUUCCAUUGUCUUAAACUGUAUAUAAAUCGGAAAUGAAUGAAACUGUAGAUGUUUUUAUUGAACAAAAGCCCUGCAAAAUUUUCAUCAGGGAUUGACUUAUUUUGUAUUAAUGUGAACAAAUUUGGCAAGUGUCUGAAUAUUUGGAGUUAGUUCUGGUGUAAGCCUCUUAAAAGAUUUGGUUUCAGCUCUGGAUUUUUUAGUUCCUUAUUUUUUCUGUUUUUUGAAUCAUGUAUAUGUCCUUUGAUAGAGAAUUCUAUGUACGUAAUGUAAUAAAAUCUGUUACGCAUUUUAAAA
Argiope bruennichi is the source of this 2909-nucleotide messenger RNA. RefSeq names its product eukaryotic translation initiation factor 5-like (gene eIF5). Gene Ontology annotation, cellular component: cytosol. NCBI's taxonomy places the organism in Eukaryota, Metazoa, Arthropoda, Arachnida, Araneae, Araneidae. Gene Ontology annotation, biological process: formation of translation preinitiation complex; translational initiation; formation of cytoplasmic translation initiation complex. Gene Ontology annotation, molecular function: translation initiation factor activity; eukaryotic initiation factor eIF2 binding; GDP-dissociation inhibitor activity. The record is from RefSeq and is a predicted model, not a curated record. The coding region runs from base 503 to 1837 and encodes 444 amino acids. The transcript has 13 exons.